Molecule: messenger RNA, 4081 nt
Organism: Anolis carolinensis (green anole)
Lineage: Eukaryota; Metazoa; Chordata; Lepidosauria; Squamata; Anolidae
Gene: ccdc172
Product: coiled-coil domain containing 172
Exons: 7
Coding region: 139-813 (224 amino acids)
Cellular component (GO): cytoplasm
Source: RefSeq, a predicted model, not a curated record
CAUCUGUGAGAGGAGGUGAUGCUUCAGAGGAGAGAAACAGGGGGAUUUUUGUAGUAACCAGGGCCCAUUUUCCUUCUUUAAAUUAGGAUACACACACAUAUAUAUGCACAUUCUUCCAAGGAAAGAAUCAGAGGAAAAAUGAGCCUAGACUCCUUGUUUCAGCAAAUCCUCCUGACAGAACAAAAGGCAGGGGAGAAACGGCGCUUCUUGCACCAAGUUAAACAAAAAAUAACACUAGGAUAUGAAAAAGCUAAAACAUUAAGGGAACAACUGGAUGAAGCAAAAACAAAACUUGAGGAAGAGGUUCAGCUGCUUUCUGAAAAGUUUUUUAACUUGGAACUUUUGAAGAAAAAGGAAGAGAGUCUGGAAAAGCAGAAAGAUGAACUUCUGUGUCAGAGAAGUAUUCUGCUUGAAACUUUUAUGGAUAUCAAGACAAAAAAUGCCAUGCAGGAUGAGAAAUUUCUGAAGGAACUUGCAGACUUCAACAACGAAUAUGCGUUAACAUCCAAUAGGGAGCUCUUAAUUAAAAACAGAGCUAAGGCUGAAAUAUGUGAAUUGGAGGAAAAAGAAAAUGUUUUGAGAAAUGAAAUAGAGUCAAUGGAGCACAAAAAUGCUCAAUUAAAAAUGUUUCAGCUACAAAAGAAUGAAUUGAAGGAAGAUUUAUUUACUCUCCAGAAGAAACUCAAAGAUUUGGAAAGUAAAAUAAGAGAAGCUAAACACACCACAAAGUGUUUAGAAAUGGAAAAAAUCCAGAUUUCUGAAAAACAUCAGACUGAUCCAGAAUGUGUAAGAUUUCUAAUUGCACUGGAUUGAUUUCUAAUGUUGUUCACAAGAACAUGGCAUCAUUUGGUGCAUUAGUGUCAAGGAAGCAUGGCAGAUCUCCAAGUUUUGCUUGUUGAAAGCAUUGGGCAUAAGUUUAAUUUCAUACAUUAUUUUCAAUUUCAUGUUUACUUCUUAACGUUCAGUACCAUACGCUGAUUGCGGUAGAACAGAAAUUGUCACAAUUUUUUUCUUUGUUAUAUUUUUUAUUCUUUGUUAUAUUUUUUAUUAACAAAAUCUCUUAGUAGAUUACAGAAAUCUCAGUGGAUAAGUAGAAUAAAAAAAUGUCUUUGGUUUAUUUCGCACCAUAUGUAAAAUGUUUUGUUUCAGAAUGACGGAAGGAAUCAAAAGCCUAUAUGAGAGAUAACACUAGUAGUUAGGAGAAUUCUUUUCUUGUGGCUAUGCCAUAUUGAGCAGAGGACAGAGUAAUUGUUUUUCAAGGCCCCUUUCAGCUCUGUCGUACUAUGAUAUUGCUUGUCAGUUCACUACUUGAACUAUGGAAUAAUAAUAUCCAUUAUAGGAGAACUUCAGUUGUCUAGCCUUUAUGCAUCUAUCCCAUUGAACAGAAAAAUCAGUUCACUUAAAUCUAAGGUAGCGGGGAGCUGAAAAUAACAUCACCAUCAGAUAUUAUAUCAUUUCACCUACAUAAUAAUACUUUAUUUAUAACUCACCCAAUCUUCCUGAAGGGAUUUGGGACAAUUUACAGACAAAAGUAAUGAAGUGAUAAUUUUUCAUUGCCAAAACAAACUGUCCUAAAUCAACUGGAGCUGUGGCGACCCGGGAGACCGAUGACGAGGCCCUCCUGGGUUCAUUGAUGCCAUAAUCGGCUUGAGGAGUGUGAUGACGAGGUCCGCCUGGGUCUGUUGAUGCUGUGGCGGCUUGAGAAGGAUGAUGACGGAGCCCUUCUGGGUUCGUUGAUGCCACGGUGGCCUGAGGAGGGUGAUGACAUCAAGCAUGUUAGCAAGAGCCAGCAUAGUGUAAUGGUGUGAGCACUGGACUACAACUUUAGAGGAGUCAGUAUGAAUCUCCGCUCAGCCAUGGUAACCCACUGGGUGAUUUUGGCAAGUCACACUCUCAGCCUCAGAUGAAGGCAAUGACAAACUUCUUUUGAACAAAUCUUGCCAUGAUAGGGUCACCUUCAGGUUGCCAUUUGUUGAAAACGACUUGAAGUUACACAACAAAAAAGAAUGUUAGCUAUAAUUUACUGACAUUGCUGAACGUGAAUGAAUAUAUAAAUUCUUUGAAAGAAAAGGCUUUUAUGAAGGGUUGCUUUUUAUGUUCCUUUCCCUAUCUAACUGAAUAUAUCAUUACUGUUAAGUUUUCCACAUAAUUAUCACAGACUCCAGCAUAGUUAAUCAAGAAUACUUGGGUGCUUUUGAAGUUAACAGGGCUAAAUUGGUUUAAAUUCUUGUGUGAUCCUGCAAUACGUGUUCGCUGACACUGGAAUUUAAAUUCUGAUGGCCUCCUGCUAUUACUCUCUGUCUUGCCAGUGAUUGCCCUGGCCCUUAGCCAGCACUUAGCAGACAAUCAUAAAGUAGACAGAAGGCUGUGACACCUCUGUUGAUAAGCAUCACUGGCACACCAGAGCAGAUACUGGUCAGCGUACACAGUCUGUAAAUUACGACUGCAAUAGUUAUGAGGAAAAAGGGAAACCAGAGUAGGAUCAGGUGUGAUCAUUACACCCAAAUUCCCAGAGCAGGCAAAGAAGAGCUAUCAAAUUAGGUCAGUGUUUGUAGGGGGUAAAUAACAUUGAGAGGUGGGCUGGGAUGUUAUAUUGCAGUACGUGUGAUCUAUGUCUGAGCUCCAGUCCUUCCUUGACUUGUUUUGGAACAAAAGGGAAAGAAAUUAGAACUGUCAUAUCAUCUUAAAGAAAGAGAAAGAUAUUUAUUGAAGACCUGACAGCUUAAAGAGCCUUUGAAUUAACAAUGACUCAGCCAGCUUUGCUACUGUCUGAAAGAGUAUUUCCAAGAUCCGACUGUACAAGCCAAAGCCUUCCCAGUACAGUUACCUUUUCCGUAGAACUCAGAUGCAAGCUGAAUCUUGAAGUGCACUAUAAUAAUUGUAAAUGCCUAGAUGAAAAAUGCUGAACAUUUUUCAUGGAAAUGUUUAUAUUCAGUUUCUAUACUUACAUUCAUUUAGAAAGGGUGACUUAACAGUACACAACUAGGUGCAAGAUAGGUCUAACCUAUAUUUUCCCUUAACAUUUGUCCUGUAGUAAUAUCCAGAUUUAUGCUGCCCUUUCCUCAUUUAUAUCAAUAGAGACAAAAUAAUUUACUAAGCAUAAAAGAGAAGCAAGUCCUUUAAAGAUCUCUAUGUUGAGGAACCUUUACACAAGCAAAAGAGCAUCAAUAUUAGGUGUAUUUUGCUAAAAUGCUUUCAAUCUCACGCCAGUUUUUGCAGGUUAGGUGUCACUACAGAGGAUCAGAGGCUUUGAAGUGCCCUGCUUGUGAGAAAGAAAUUUUACAGUAACAAAAUGCACUCCACUGACAGCAAAGAUCCACAGAGCCUUAAAACUAAAUGUAGUAUGCUUUGAAGAAAGGCCAUUAUCCUACUGGAUUAUAUGAUCAUGUGCCAGGAUAACAUGCUGCCUUAUUUCUUGCCCUGAAAAAUCAAUGGCAGAAUCUCACUGUAUUCUCAGCAUGCUUCAAAACAGCUUUAACAACAUACAGUUUUAAGGUGUUAAAUAUAAAAGUCAAAGGAAACAUGUCAUAAAAUACAGUUUUUUCCCCUAAGGAAAGUUUUUUGUUGGAUCUUGAAACCUUUAAAAUAAGUAGGACUGUUUUGAUAUCAAUAGUUAACUAUUUCUUCAAAGAAUAAACUUUAGAUGCACCAAUCAUAAUCACUUGUUUUCAUUUGCAAUGCCAGCAACAGUGCAUCUAGUGUGAUCUUAUUAUCUCUCCUGUAAAGGGCUUUUUUCUGUAACAAUAUUCCAUUUAAUGGGCUAAAUCCAGUUGCUAGCUAAAUCAGACCCAGCCCAGUAGCAUUGUGUCACGAAGCCAGGACUCUGCCAGUAUGCAGGCAGAGGUGAACCAAUAUAAACACCCAGCUUGUGUCAGUUUAAUGAAAGCAGCACUUACUGACUAUUUUCAUAGUCUAAAUAUAAAACAUAAAGAUAGCCCUCAGUCACAGAAUAUAAAACAAGGACUGAUAGCAAAUGCCAAUGCAGGUUCAGACAAAUACCAUAGUCAAAUGCCCAGUCAAGUAGUCAAAGGCCAAGAGUUCAAUGACUAAAGUCCAAGGAUCAAGAGUCUGAGAUUCAAGG